GUAACCAUCCUUCAAGCUUCAGAGCUUCAGUCAAAAUUUGCCGAUGUGUUCGAGCAGCAUAUCAGUUUGACGUUAACCUGUUCUGUUUGCAUCGCACAGCCUUUCGACAAUGAAGCUGCUGCAUAAAGACAUUGAAAAAGAUAAUGCCGGCCAGGUGACUUUGAUGCCAGAUGAGGCAGAGGAUAUGUGGCACACAUAUAACCUGGUGCAAGUAGGAGACAGCUUGAGAGCCUCCACUAUCAGGAAGGUGCAGACAGAGUCCACUACUGGAAGCGUGGGCAGCUCCAGAGUUCGAACAACUCUUACCAUCUGCGUGGAAGCAAUAGACUUUGAUUCUCAGGCAUGCCAGCUGAGAGUAAAAGGCACUAACAUCGAGGAGAAUCAAUAUGUCAAGAUGGGGGCUUACCACACCAUUGAACUGGAGCUCAACAGAAAAUUCACUCUCGCCAAAAAGAACUGGGACACUGUUGUGCUGGAUAGGAUUGAACAAGCAUGUGAUCCAGCUCAGAAGGCAGAUGUGGCGGCUGUGGUCAUGCAGGAGGGUCUGGCUAAUGUGGUGCUGGUGACACCUGCCAUGACUUUGGUUCGUGCAAAAGUGGAAGUCACAAUUCCUCGCAAGAGAAGGGGCAGCUGCAGCCAGCAUGAAAAGGCAAUGGAGAGAUUCUACAUGGCGGUGAUGCAGGCAAUUCUACGCCACAUUAAUUUUGAUGUGGUAAAGUGCAUCCUGAUUGCCAGUCCAGGCUUUGUGAAAGACAGCUUCUUCACCUACCUUUUCAAAGAGGCGGUAAGACAGGACAACAAGCUUCUGAUGGAGAAUCGAUCGAAAUUCAUGCUGGUCCACUCAACAUCGGGUCAUAAGUAUUCACUCAAAGAAAUCCUCUGUGAUCCCGCUGUCACUAGUAGGCUUUCUGAUACCAAGGCUGCAGGAGAGGUGAAAGCCUUGGAUGAUUUCUUCAAAAUGUUGCAGCAUGAGCCUGACAGAGCCUUCUAUGGAGUGGCUCAGGUGGAGAAAGCUGCUGAUGCACUGGCCAUUGACACUUUGCUAAUAAGUGAUAAACUGUUCAGACAUCAGGACGUCCCCACGAGGAGUCGCUAUGUUCGACUGGUAGACAGCGUAAAAGACAAUGGCGGCAAUGUCAGAAUAUUCUCAAGUCUUCACGUGUCUGGAGAACAACUGACUCAGAUGACUGGAGUGGCCGCCGUCCUGAGGUUUCCCAUGGCGGACCUGUCCGAAACUGAAGAGGACAGCAGCUCGGAUGAAAACUGAACUCAGUUUGUUACAGAACAUUAAAAUUGUGCUCAAAUUUCAAAGUUUCAGCGUCUAUCAAAGGUUGCGAUUACUCUUAAGGCUUUAAAGUUCUAGGGUAUAAGGGUGCCACUGAAAAGGAAUGUAAAAUGUGUUGACAGAUCCACA
Molecule: messenger RNA, 1414 nt
Organism: Thalassophryne amazonica
Lineage: Eukaryota; Metazoa; Chordata; Actinopteri; Batrachoidiformes; Batrachoididae
Gene: pelo
Product: pelota mRNA surveillance and ribosome rescue factor
Exons: 13
Coding region: 110-1267 (385 amino acids)
Biological process (GO): nonfunctional rRNA decay; nuclear-transcribed mRNA catabolic process, non-stop decay; RNA surveillance
Cellular component (GO): cytoplasm
Source: RefSeq, a predicted model, not a curated record